AUGAGCACCAACGCCUCCACAUCCGCCAAAGCCGCAUCCUCUCCAUCCCACACGUCUGCCAAACACACCGAAAGCCCCUCGCUCUACGGCACCAAUGGCAACAACGAUCUUCAGCGCGCUCCAUCUCGAGCACGCAAGUUGGGACAUGCGGUGAGGAACAGUAUCAGCGGAUUGUACACUCGGUAUGCGCACCAGAGAGAUGCCAGUCAGACUUUCAAACAGAUGCGCAUACAGGAAGGUCAGAGUGCACAGGCGUGCGUCCAGGGGAACGACGGUGCGGUGAGAAGUGACGAUGCUGCUGGGAUCGCAAACAAAGAGGCGCUGGCGCAAGUGAAAGAUGGGAUCAAGGCGCGAGCAUCGUCGUCUGAGGAAGGGGCGCCGUCUGCAUCCACCUCUGCUGCUGCUCUUCAAAGUAGGCCAGCGGCGUCGAUAGCUGCAUCUCGAGAGCCUGCUAUAGUGCACCAAUCAGCGCCCCAACAAGACUCAGCGAUCAAACAUUCCAUUCCGAGUAUCGAAGCAGGUCCAUCCUCCCGAUCCUUGA
Ceraceosorus bombacis is the source of this 541-nucleotide messenger RNA. NCBI's taxonomy places the organism in Eukaryota, Fungi, Basidiomycota, Exobasidiomycetes, Ceraceosorales, Ceraceosoraceae. The record is from the annotation of a GenBank genome assembly.